AUGCUGGAACUCAUAAUUAUUGGGGCUGAAAUUGCACAACAGCCGAAAGGGUUACCUCUGGCAGCUAGCACAGUGGGAGGUCAUCUACGUAAAAGACAAAGUGAUGUCGACUUUUGGAGGGAAGUUCGAGAUUGUGACCUUCUGAAUGAGACGACGGGGGCCCUGUGGUGGAGUUACCAACAUCUUGAUGAGCAGGUGCGGCGAUGCUUUGUGUACUGCAGUAUUUUUCCCAAAAGAUAUGGUUUGAACCAAGAUGAGUUAGUUAAACUGUGGGUGGCAGAGGGGUUCAUACAGACCACUAAUGCAGAGGAGGACAUGGAAGCUAUUGGUCAGCAUUACUUCCAUGAGUUACUCGCAACCUCAUUUGUGCAUGAUGAAAACUCAUUUGUGCAAUUAGGAGGAUACUACCAAGGUAGUUUGUGCUAUUUAGUCCACGAUCUUAUGCAUGAUUUAGCCGAGAAUGCAACAGGGAGUGAUUGCUUCAGAACCGAGAAUGGCUCGAGAAGAGAAGUUCCUCAUGAUGUUCGCCAUCUUUUCGUUGCAAAUGGAAGAAUUGUUACCGAGGAGUUUUUUAAACUGAAAAACCUACGCACUCUCGUUAUUGAUUAUAUGGAGCUUGCACCAGCUAACAAAGAAUUCUUUGAGAAAGUGUUUGAGAAGCUACAGAAAUUACGGGUACUGACCAUAGAAACCUCCUGGACAUUGCAUCUACAGGAGCUAAUGUUUGGUUAUGCAAGUGAUGUAGAUGUUUCAUCUGAUAUAAACAUGGGUAACCUCACCAACUUGAGGCAUAUCAUCGGCGGCGAAAUAGCAAUGCAUAUUCCGAACAUUGGCAGGUUAAUAUCCCUGCAGACAAUAGAAACUUUUGAUGUAAGGAGGGAACAUGGGUAUGAGUCAAAACAGCUGAGGGACCUAAACAAGCUUCGGGGCGGUCUGACAAUCCAAAAUCUUGAAAAUGUUGAAAGCAAGAAGGAAGCACAUGAAGCAAAGCUAGCUGAUAAGAAAGGGCUGACCGAACUACGACUUUUCUGGGUUAAUGAUAGAGCUUGCACACCAGAAGUUCAAGCAGAGGUACUUGAGGGCCUUUGCCCACCCAAGGAUCUUAAAAGUCUGGAAGUCUGGAGGUACCCAAGUUGGAUGGUGGGUGAGCAGAACGGUGGCCCAAAGCACCUAAAUGAACUUAUAUUCCACGACUGCAGUCGAUUGCGACCUGCUCCCGAACUUUUUGAGCAUUUGAUUCAUCUUUUGCAUCUCUUAAUUGCUGAAUGCUGCUGGGACCACUUGACAGACAAUGUUAAGGACCUCAGGUUUCUCAAGAGCCUAACAAUUCGGCUUUGCUGGUAUCUAGAAUCACUUCCAGAACUUCCCCGGUCUCUUCAGAAGUUUAAAGUGUCUUACUGCAAUGGAGAAUACAUGAGUUCCUGCAAACAAAUAGGUCAUCUGAACUUGCAAAAGCUUCAGCACGUUGAAGCGAAGGAAUUUGUACAUUAA
Triticum dicoccoides is the source of this 1491-nucleotide messenger RNA. RefSeq names its product putative disease resistance protein RGA4. The transcript is spliced from 3 exons. The record is from RefSeq and is a predicted model, not a curated record. Gene Ontology annotation, biological process: defense response to other organism. The coding region runs from base 1 to 1491 and encodes 496 amino acids. NCBI's taxonomy places the organism in Eukaryota, Viridiplantae, Streptophyta, Magnoliopsida, Poales, Poaceae.